Messenger RNA from Myxozyma melibiosi, 1485 nucleotides. RefSeq lists its product as uncharacterized. The transcript has 2 exons. Bases 128 to 1384 code for a protein of 418 amino acids. The record is from RefSeq and is a predicted model, not a curated record. NCBI's taxonomy places the organism in Eukaryota, Fungi, Ascomycota, Lipomycetes, Lipomycetales, Lipomycetaceae.
UGUAUUCGCAGAGUGAACAGCGAGGAGACAGUUUGUGGGCGGAGGAGACCCCUGAACCACAAAACCUUCUUCCUCAUCUCGACUCGCACUUCCACCUCUCUGCAUCUUCCUCAGCAGCUCACCGCAGAUGGACAAAUCCUCCCUCGCGAAGUCAGCGGUUGCAAGAGCUGCUCUGGCUGCUGAACUGCUGCGGCCAAACUUAUCAACACCGCCAGUCAGACCCGAGGCCCUGCGUGAGCUCCAUUCCGCCAUCGACGCUGCGAUAUAUCAAUGCUCGCCCGGUAAUAUUCAGCGAGCGCGCAGGAUAGUUAUCCAAACCAUGGCGUCGACACCCGCGCGCAUCACUGCCCUCGGCAAAUACCUCUGCUCGCUCUCGCCCACCACCCGCACCCGCCACGCCCGCACAUACAUCCUCUACCUCCUCAGCGACAUCCUGCACCACUCGCGCUCCUCCGACACUUUCAAAUCCGGCAUGAUGCCAUUCCUCCCGCUUCUGGUCGCACACGCGUGGAGUUAUCACCGCACGCGCGCCGCGGUCGAGGAUCUCGUCGCGCUCUGGGAGGAGACCGGGUAUUUCCACUCUCUCUACGCAGAGAGUCUGAUCGACCAGGCCACGAUCGAGCAGCUACUUCUUCCAUCUUCUUCUUCUGCUACUGCGAUCAGCAGCCACCAUCGCGACGUCGCGCUCGACAGUUCCGCGCAGCAGACCGCGGAAGCAGAGGCGGUUCCUGCCGUGCUUGGCGACGAAGCAGCUGCCUACUACGAUCUCCCCGCGUCCACGAUGCUCGACUUUGUAAACCCCUCCGAUCCCAUCAUUCCGCCGGACAAGAUCGGUCCGGUAAAAUUACAUCUCGAUCCCAGCGGCACGAAGUUCCCACAGCACGUGCUCGACGCGGUAGAUCGGUUCUAUAGGGCGCUGGAGCGCAGUAAUGGCAGGUUUCGCGAGCCGGACGAGGACGCGAGCGAUGGUGGUGACGAGGAGGAUGAGUUUAUGUACGAAGGCUGGACGAUCAAGUUUUACGACCAGAUCAAACAGGAGAGUGAACGCGUUGCCCGCGCGCGCGAAGAACGACAGGCCAGAGGACGACGGGGCAGACUGUCGCCCUACAACGCCAACGACGACGACAGCAGACGGUCGCGAUCUUACUCUCCAUACACCCCUCGCAGCGCAAGUCGUAGCAGGUCCAGGUCUCCCAGUCCACGACUCGCAUCCCGCUUCCACGACCACGAGAGGGUCGACAAUAUCAGAUCUGACGAUCACGAAGCGCCCCAGCAGUUCUACCAUCAGUUCUACCAUCCUCCAUCAGCACCAACCAUUCCUCCUCCUCCUCCGCCGAACUUCCUCCCGCCACCAUCGCAGAAUCCUCCGUGGAUGCGACGAUGAUCAAUUGAUAUAAUUAGAACAGAUAAAACGAAUGAUAGACAAAAGCACGGCAGUAGAUGCAGCACCAGGAUAAUCCGAUGCGGCUGAGACUGAGCCGCUCG